CGCGCGAUCCACGGCCCCCGCCCCCCGCGCUCCUGUCUGCUCUCCCUCUCCGCAAUGGCGACGCCCUCGGCCGUGGGCGCCGCGUGCCUCCUCCUCGCGCGGGCCGCCUGGCCGGCCGCCGUCGGCGACCGGGCGCGCCCGCGGCGGCUCCAGCGCGUGCUGCGCCGCCGGUGCGUCGCGGAGCUGAGCAGGGAGGGCCCCGCGCCGCGCCCGCUGCCACCCGCGCUGCUGGCGCCCCCGCUCGUGCCCGGCUUCCUCGCGCCGCCGGCCGAGCCCACGGGUGAGCCGGCAUCGACGCCGCCGCCCGUGCCCGACGCCGGCCUGGGGGUCCUCGGUCUCGAACCUGAAGGGAUUGCUGAAGGUUCCAUCGAUAACACAGUAGUUGUGGCAAGUGAGCAAGAUUCUGAGAUUGUGGUUGGAAAGGAGCAAGCUCGAGCUAAAGUAACACAAAACAUUGUCUUUGUAACUGGCGAAGCUUCUCCUUAUGCAAAGUCUGGGGGUCUAGGAGAUGUUUGUGGUUCAUUGCCAGUUGCUCUUGCUGCUCGUGGUCACCGUGUGAUGGUUGUAAUGCCCAGAUAUUUAAAUGGUACCUCCGAUAAGAAUUAUGCAAAUGCAUUUUACACAGAAAAACACAUUCGGAUUCCAUGCUUUGGCGGUGAACAUGAAGUUACCUUCUUCCAUGAGUAUAGAGAUUCAGUUGACUGGGUGUUUGUUGAUCAUCCCUCAUAUCACAGACCUGGAAAUUUAUAUGGAGAUAAGUUUGGUGCUUUUGGUGAUAAUCAGUUCAGAUACACACUCCUUUGCUAUGCUGCAUGUGAGGCUCCUUUGGUCCUUGAAUUGGGAGGAUAUAUUUAUGGACAGAAUUGCAUGUUUGUUGUCAAUGAUUGGCAUGCCAGUCUAGUGCCAGUCCUUCUUGCUGCAAAAUAUAGACCAUAUGGUGUUUAUAAAGACUCCCGCAGCAUUCUUGUAAUACAUAAUUUAGCACAUCAGGGUGUAGAGCCUGCAAGCACAUAUCCUGACCUUGGGUUGCCACCUGAAUGGUAUGGAGCUCUGGAGUGGGUAUUCCCUGAAUGGGCGAGGAGGCAUGCCCUUGACAAGGGUGAGGCAGUUAAUUUUUUGAAAGGUGCAGUUGUGACAGCAGAUCGAAUCGUGACUGUCAGUAAGGGUUAUUCAUGGGAGGUCACAACUGCUGAAGGUGGACAGGGCCUCAAUGAGCUCUUAAGCUCCAGAAAGAGUGUAUUAAACGGAAUUGUAAAUGGAAUUGACAUUAAUGAUUGGAACCCUGCCACAGACAAAUGUAUCCCCUGUCAUUAUUCUGUUGAUGACCUCUCUGGAAAGGCCAAAUGUAAAGGUGCAUUGCAGAAGGAGCUGGGUUUACCUAUAAGGCCUGAUGUUCCUCUGAUUGGCUUUAUUGGAAGAUUGGAUUAUCAGAAAGGCAUUGAUCUCAUUCAACUUAUCAUACCAGAUCUCAUGCGGGAAGAUGUUCAAUUUGUCAUGCUUGGAUCUGGUGACCCAGAGCUUGAAGAUUGGAUGAGAUCUACAGAGUCGAUCUUCAAGGAUAAAUUUCGUGGAUGGGUUGGAUUUAGUGUUCCAGUUUCCCACCGAAUAACUGCCGGCUGCGAUAUAUUGUUAAUGCCAUCCAGAUUCGAACCUUGUGGUCUCAAUCAGCUAUAUGCUAUGCAGUAUGGCACAGUUCCUGUUGUCCAUGCAACUGGGGGCCUUAGAGAUACCGUGGAGAACUUCAACCCUUUCGGUGAGAAUGGAGAGCAGGGUACAGGGUGGGCAUUCGCACCCCUAACCACAGAAAACAUGUUGUGGACAUUGCGAACUGCAAUAUCUACAUACAGGGAACACAAGUCCUCCUGGGAAGGGCUAAUGAAGCGAGGCAUGUCAAAAGACUUCACGUGGGACCAUGCCGCUGAACAAUACGAACAAAUCUUCCAGUGGGCCUUCAUCGAUCGACCCUAUGUCAUGUAAAAAAGGACCAAAGUGGUGGUUCCUUGAAGAUCAUCAGUUCAUCAUCCUAUAGUAAGCUGAAUGAUGAAAGAAAACCCCUGUACAUUACAUGGAAGGCAGACCGGCUAUUGGCUCCAUUGCUCCAAUGUCUGCUUUGGCUGCCUUGCCUCGAUGGACCGGAUGCAGUGAGGAAUCCAGCCGAACGACAGUUUUGAAGGAUAGGAAGGGGAGCUGGAAGCAGUCACGCAGGCAGCCUCGCCGUGAUUCAUAUGGAACAAGCUGGAGUCAGUUUCUGCUGUGCCACUCACUGUUUACCUUAAGAUUAUUACCUGUGUUGUUGUCCUUUGCUCGUUAGGGCUGAUAACAUAAUGACUCAUUAGAAAAUCAUGCCUCGUUUUUA
Molecule: messenger RNA, 2356 nt
Organism: Zea mays
Lineage: Eukaryota; Viridiplantae; Streptophyta; Magnoliopsida; Poales; Poaceae
Product: starch synthase I
Cellular component (GO): chloroplast
Molecular function (GO): alpha-1,4-glucan glucosyltransferase (UDP-glucose donor) activity
Source: RefSeq, marked provisional